Messenger RNA from Symbiodinium sp. CCMP2456, 1422 nucleotides. Lineage: Eukaryota; Dinophyceae; Suessiales; Symbiodiniaceae. The record is from the annotation of a GenBank genome assembly.
AUGCGUCAAGCAAUCCCUAGAGUCUAUGUGUGCCAUUCCAGUUGCAGACGAACGUGCCUGCAGCUGGAUGCUGCAGUGUAUGUGUUUAUAGCUGAAGCUCGGGCCCGGUCCGGCAAUGCUUGCGCAGCCGGUCGGCUGGGUGUGGUGCAGAAGGAGGGCAGUGCGCCUAGACUCGUCGGGGACAGCACAGUUUCUAAUGCCAACCGGUUGUGCAGAAUUGCCGAUAAGAUUGAGCUGCCCUCGUUGCAAGAUGUGUCCAGUUUCUUGUCGCAUCAUGACGGGGAGUGGAUAGCGUUCAUCCUGGACGUGGCCAAAGCUCAUAAGCGGGCCAAAGCGGCAGCUGCAGCUGCGGAGAGAGGGUACUCGCUGUUUGCAGUGACUGACGCAGACGGAGCUACACACUGGUUGUGCUACCGCACAUGCCAUUUUGGUUGUUCAUGGGCGGCCUAUUGGUGGGCCAGGACAGCAGGUGCAUUCGUCCGGAUCGCACAUCGAUUAAUUCACCGACGGCAUUUUCUGGCUAUUUAUGUGGACGACAUUCUGGCCUUGAUUCGCAGAAGUGAAGCCUCAACGGGUGCAGCCUUGGUCGUUUUCUUAGCCACUGCUCUAGGCGUACCAAUAAGCUGGAAGAAGUUGGUGCUUGGCAGCUGUGUGAAAUGGCUGGGUUGGAUGGUGCGUCUAGGCGAAGCCCCGACGGCGCAUCUACCAGAAGACAAGCGUAUCUGCCUCCUAGGUGCGCUGCAACUGUUGCGCGUGGCUGGAGCCAUGGUUUCACGGAAACAUCUGGAGCAGCUGGUUGGUUGUCGCAUUUUGGAAGUCGGACAUGUUCCUUUCCAGGGCCCGCGAGACGUGCUAAGAGCACAGGUGAAGCAGGGUCGCGCCUGGGUCAAAUUUGGCGAUGGUUGCUCCAAGGAGGUAAGAGUCGCCAAGGAGGAAGCACAGGUCAUACAGGUCGCUGAUUUCUAUCACAGCCUGGUUUCAAAAAAUGUGGAAGUGCAGCUGGUGCACAAGAAGGGACCGCAUGUCCUGGCGGCAGCUGAUGCAUACGCGCAAGGACAGAGUGCUGGCAUUGGGGGCUGGUGGAUGCUACCGGGAGAUGGGAUUUGCCCAACGUCUAUCUUUUGGUUUUCCAUUGCUAUUCAGGCUGCAGAGUUGCCGGACUGGUUUGUGCAGGAACAUGGUCGUAGUGAUCUGCAGAAAUACAUUUGCGUGCUUGAAGCUUUGGUCCAGCUUGUGCUCAGCAAGUUACUGAUUGCGGACAGUUGGGUCGGCCCGACCUUCUCGUGUGCAGGACAGGUGAUGUUAUACGACAAAGCUGCGACAAUUCGGGGGUCUGCGGCGCAGUCAGCAAGGUCAGCGGAAUACAUGGGCGGAUCUGUUGAGCAGAGGGCGGGCAGCAAGCGGUUCGCCGGAGCUCUGGGC